Hyposmocoma kahamanoa is the source of this 2130-nucleotide messenger RNA. It is a transcript of the gene Smn, whose product is annotated as survival motor neuron protein. NCBI's taxonomy places the organism in Eukaryota, Metazoa, Arthropoda, Insecta, Lepidoptera, Cosmopterigidae. The record is from RefSeq and is a predicted model, not a curated record. Bases 160 to 972 code for a protein of 270 amino acids. The transcript has 7 exons.
AAGCAGAAAAACAAAUUAUUUCAGCCUAAAAUUUAGUAAAUGUUGGAUGUAACAAGGCUUAUUAAAAUUCAAAAGUGCCGUAACAUAUUAGACUGCCAAAAAUAAAUAAAAAAAUCGUUAAUCUUGUAAGGAAAACGUAACUUGUGCUAAUUGAGUAAUAUGUCGAAGAGCGAGGUGUUAUACGUUAAAGGGAACGGAAUGUCAGAUUCUGAGGUGGAAGCUGAAGACGACCCAUGGGAUGACUCCAAGUUGAAAAUAGCCUACGACAAAGCAAUGCGCUUGGCCAAUGCAGUAGACGUAGCUCAACGUGUGGCUAUGUCAACUAAUAGCCAGAUUAAACAAGACCGCAAAAUUAAGCAAGAAAAGCAAAAGAAGCAUUGGAGCCCCAAGAUGCCUUGCAGGGCAGUGUAUGAAGGAGACGGUUUGGAGUAUGAGGCUGUGGUGCAGAAGAUAAUUGAUGACACAUUGUGCCUUGUGCGAUUUAUUGGCUACAACAAUUCAGAAGUAGUCCCGAUAAGCGGCCUCUCGCCUUCCCUGGGCAAGGAGAAGCAAGAUUUGCAAAUUGCCCAAGCCAACUACGAGAAUGAGGAUAGUGGAAUUUUAACAGGUUCGCGUGAAAAAAUGAACAGUGAUAGCGAUAAUCGAGAACCCAGUCCAGCUAUGACAGUUUCAGAGCCAUCGUGUGACCGGCGGAAGAAGUUACCAAAAAAGAAAAAAACUGACAAGUUUACCAAUGGAUUUAAAUUCCCUGAUGUGCCAAUGCCUCAUAUUCCCAUGUUGUCGCAACUCGGUCUGAACGGCGACAUGCCGGUCCCACCUCCGCCGCCGUUGGCCUUCCCCGCGAGUCGAAUCGACACCGAGGAACAAGCCAUGUCUUCCAUGCUGCUCAGCUGGUACAUGAGCGGUUAUUACGCAGGUCUUUAUCAGGGACUUAAGCGGUCUAAAGAAGUCCGGAACAAAUCCAGUCGCUGACUAGAGUACGUAACAAAUAGACAGUACUUUUAAAUAACUUUUAUUUUUAUUUCACAUAAAACUACAAAUAAAAAUAGAAAAUGCUGUAUUUUGUUUUUUAAAAUAAAAAAAAAUAAAUUAUGCCUCCAGAUUCUGAAUAGAAACUAUGUACAAAAUAUACAUUCUCGAUUUUUUUUAAUGCUACGUAAUGGUCUCUGAUUGGUGGGUAUUUGUUUUUUAAACUAAGAUUGAGGUGCGUUUACAUUUGCAAGUAACCUGCAUGGGAUAUUAAUUUCAGAGUAAAAAUUGUUUGCUUCACUUGCCCUUCCCGCUUGCAUGCAAGUUAUUUGCGAACGGGACCGCGCCGUUAGUAAUUUAAAAUUUGUAAAUGUUUUUUACUAGUAGAUGCAUAGGCCAAUUUCACGUUUCUUAGUUCUAAAACAAACCUUAAAAGAAACUUAAUUUUCUUUUGAAGAAAGUCUAAAGAACAGUUGCAAAGACAGUUUACAUAUCACGCGACGCUGUAUUAAACUAGAGCCCAGACUUCGCAGUAGCUCCACCAAUUAAUAACAAACCAAGAAUUGACCGAGAUGUUUAAAUAAAAUAUUAUGUGGUAUUUUUUGACCUUGUAACUGCGGAGUCUUGAUUUUAUCCAACACAGUGUAGAGUGAAUAAUCCCAAAAUUAGUGCUUAAAAAAUGUCAAAGUAGGUUUUACGCUUUAUUCUUUAUAAAGUAAUAUAAAUCAUGAAAUAUGGCAUGUUUUAAACUGUAUAAUAAAUAAUUAUGAAGUAUGUAAUUCGCUCGUUUUUCUAUAGCAUAGUGAAAAACGGUAUAAAAAUGGGAAAAUACAUUUUUCAAUAAAUAAUUUUACUGAAUUUCUUUUGUUUCUCUUGAUUCUAACUUAAAAUAAACACUAUAGACGCGUUUUCACCUGUGAGUGGCAUGUGCAAGUUAACAAGCAAGUUGUAAGAAAACUAAUUACGUUCUAAUUUGUUUUCUUUACAAAUUUUAAAUCAGGCUCUAUUCCAUAGUUAUAAAAUCUACACAUGUCAAAACACACUUGGAUAUCAAAACAUUAUUACUAUUCCAUAAUAUACAAACAAAGCAAUGAUCGUGAAAAAAAUUAUAUAAAUAUACACUAUGAACAAAAACCUUUAUGAAAGACAAAUAAAAUAAAC